AUGCACUCGCGUCGCUACCUGCACACGUCCACAGUCCCAGAACCGGCUAGCGACGCUUGGCUGCGUAGCGACAACAGCGUCGGCCCGACACCAUACAACUUCUGCGCCCACACUCUGCCCACACAUAUCCGGCCGCAGUCACGGUUUCGCCAGCCCAUCAGUGCCACGAUUCGAGUCCGGGACCGUGGUCCGGAGGCGGAGAGGGCGUGGCGCAGCCGGCACGCCUCGGCUCUCCUUACGCCCAGAGACGAGCGUGCCUAUUGCAGCUACUCGUCCAGACUCGGCGCCGCCGAUUCCUUCUCCGACCAGACACUGUCGGCGGCUGAGCGGCUUCUCAUUGUCUACAAGUACCCCGACGCCGAGGCCAAGGCCAACCCGGCCGCGGUGAAACCGAGACCUACAUCGUACGGUCCAUGCGACCAGUCGUUCGCCGCCUCCAGGCGCCACGAACCGGCCUUCUCGGCGACGAGUCCCUUCUACGAGCCGGACAGCGACGCCGUCGCCUUGACUCCGGCCUCCAACCGGGUCUCGGGCUCGUCCCGCGCUGAUGUGAUCGUCCUCACGCCCAGAAGCCGAAUCGCAAAGAGCCCUUUAUGCAUCUCUAGGCUGAACACUCGCAAUUCCAGCCUCCAGCUCGACUACAGCGCAAGCGACUCGGAGGCGGCCAGUGGCGCCAAACAACACGAGAUACACGUUGGUCGAUGA
Messenger RNA from Protopolystoma xenopodis, 705 nucleotides. The record is from the annotation of a GenBank genome assembly. NCBI's taxonomy places the organism in Eukaryota, Metazoa, Platyhelminthes, Monogenea, Polystomatidea, Polystomatidae.